Molecule: messenger RNA, 2095 nt
Organism: Scophthalmus maximus (turbot)
Lineage: Eukaryota; Metazoa; Chordata; Actinopteri; Pleuronectiformes; Scophthalmidae
Exons: 6
Coding region: 638-1435 (265 amino acids)
Cellular component (GO): cytoplasm
Source: RefSeq, a predicted model, not a curated record
ACUGUUGUUAUUUUACGUGCGUCUAAUUGUCAUAGGAAUGUGAACAGGAGAGAAGAAGAGAAGGAGAGAGUAGGAGGGGGAAAUAAAGGGAAGGAGGAGAAAAAAAUAAGUGCAGUGAUGUCAGCCCGUCCCACUCCCAUUCAGUACAAAUGCAACAGAGCGGAGCAGAGGCUGCAUACCACUGCUGCUGACGACUGACCUGACCCCACACAGACACAAAGGCUCACUCUCACACCGCCUCGCGUCACACACUUUCAUCAUACCACACUCGCAGAGCAACUGAAACUCCAGACCAGUGCACAGGGAGAUGCAACCGGCUGGCAUCUACUGAAGCAGCAACCUUCAGCAGAGCCCAUUUGAUCCGGGACACGCUGCACCUUCACUUCCAGGGAGCCAGACAAACUCCUACUGCACCGAGGAAGGGCACUUGGCGAAGGGCGCUACAGUGACCUCCGGCAGUUAAGACUGUACCUGAUUCCCACAUCCCUUUAAAGAGAAAAGGGGAACCCGACUCUGAGCGGAGGGAGAAAGGAGGGACGAGAGGAGCGAUCAUACCUCGCCGCUGAAACACGACUCCACUGGACGGAGAGGCAGAGGGGCUGACGGCUGUCGCUGGCAACCCGGGAGCAGAGGCAGGAUGCUGGCCAAAAUCCUCGAGGACAUGUGGGUGGAGCCGGAGGUGCUGGAGGCCCUCAGCGAGGAGCAGAAGAGGAUCCUGUUCCUGAAGAUGAGAGAGGAGCAGAUACGUCGCUGGAGAGUGCGGGAGGAGAGGGAGGAGGGCGAAAGGGGAGAAAGCAACGACGCCGGGCCAAAGAAAGCUUCCAGUAAACACGUGCGGUGGCUGCUCGGUCGGGACGGAGAUGUGAGCGUCAUUGUCAUCGGAGAGGUGGACGAAUUCAGGUCCUCCAAACUCCUACAGAGCCUCAUGAACCACAGACUCCACAAUGAUAAUAUGAAUGGCAUCCAGACAGUGAAGCUGCUGCCAGGAAGAGAGGCCAGAGAGCUUGGCUUUAAAGAAGAGAUCCAGCUGCCCCUCACAGAUGAUUACCAAGCGUCACCGAACAACCAGUCAUCCGAGGAAGACUCCUGCAGCGCCGAUGACGACCUGAAGGACCCCGCAGAGGACAGCGACAGUGAAUCAGGCGGCAGCGCAGACAAUCUCAGCAACUGGGAUCCUCUCUGCAGGCCCCAUCUUAGUCGCCAUGGCAACCAGGCGCCGCUCAAAGCCCGACUGUCAGACACAGAGAGCGCCGGCCUGCAAGACAGAGGAGUUGUGUGUCGUGAAGAGCAGGAGUCUGAACGCAGAAGUCGCGUAGCGCAGCUCAGGAAGGCGUUCGCAGAUGACCACCACAACACGACACCUGCCCGCAGCAAACCUCCUAUACCUGCCAAACCUGCUCAUCUACAGAAAAGAAGUACACCAUUGAUCCAUUAGGUCACCGGGUGUAUCCACCCUGCUACAAGACAAUACUUGAACCUUAAAAGGGGGAGCAUGCUGUACUGACUUUGUCGUACCCACUGUGGAAAUAAUGGCUGUUACAUGCUGCUGGACCAGGCGGCAAACACAUGUGAAGAAGAAGGUCCUUAUUUGAACGUGAGUGGUGAACUGACGUGCACUUUAUUCGGCCAGUGGAAGGACCGACCAACAGACAGAGAGAUGUCUGGUGGGGUGGAGUGAGAGAAAGACUUGAAAGCUUUCUGAAUGAUAAAAUGAAGCAGCUUUGAUGUUGCUGAGUUCAAAUACGCUCACGUAACUUUUGUUAUUGAUAGGCAGACGGAGCACCCGGUUCACUUCUUAAAUAACUGUCAUGAAGAAUAAUCUUUCAAAUGUCAAUAAUGUGUUGUUAUUACUAUUAUUAAAGCGAUAGUGUUUCGCUUUUUACUCAUUUCUUCUGUACUGUGUUAAAUGUCGAAAUAGUUUGGUGUUGGUUUUUUUGAGUCAAUGUAACUUGUCACUGUGCUGUGUUAACACCACUGAUGUUCACCGGUGAUGGCAACAUCUUUAUCCAUCAACUUGGCAAUCAACCAUUGCUUUGGUGCAGGGGUGUGCGGAUAAAUAAAAAAGGGCUUCAUUCUCGGUAAACGAUCAAUAAGA